GCCAUUUGCAUAUGAUGAUUGAACCAAUUUGGCACUCUGACACAAGUCAUCAUUAACUCUAUGCCUAUUCACUCUUUCCUCAGUUUCUCUAUCCAUCUAUCUCUUUCAUCACUUUCCUCUAUCUAUCUAUAUAUAUAUAUAUAUAUAUCUCCCUCUCUCUAUUCUCUUUUACUACUGUUCUGCAAAAAAGCUAUUUUGGCCCUGUGCCACCAAAGCCAUCUCCCCCAUUUUUGCUCCUCUAUCUCUUUUUUCUAAUCAUCACAAUUGGGUGAGAAAAAAACACACACACAACUCAACAAUGGGUGAGAAAGAUGAUGGCUUGGGUUUGGGGUUGAGUUUGAAGUUAGGAUGGGGAGAAAAUAAUGAUAACAAUAAUAAUCAACAACAACAACACCCUUUCAACGUGCACAAGCCUCCUCAAUCGGUUCCAAACCAAAGGGUUUCCUUCAAUAGCUUGUUCCAUUUUCAUGACGAAAAUCAUGCAAUGAGGAACACAGAUCGGAGCUCCGAGAUGCGGUCGUUCUUCCGCGGAAUAGACGUGAAUUUGCCACCGCCCCCGCCUUCGGCGGCUCUGGCGGCGUUCGAUGACGAGAACGGGGUGUCCUCGCCGAACAGCACGAUAUCGAGCAUCAGCGGGAAGCGGAGCGAGAGAGAGGGAAACGGAGAGGAGAACGAGAGAACGUCGAGUUCUCGCGGCGGCGGCGGAAGCGACGACGAUGAAGGCGGCGCGUGUGGUGGAGACGCCGACGCCGAUGCGUCGAGGAAGAAGCUGAGGUUGUCUAAGGAACAGGCCUUGGUGCUGGAAGAAACAUUCAAGGAACACAACACUCUGAACCCGAAGCAAAAGCAAGCUUUGGCAAAGCAGUUGAAUUUGAUGCCUAGGCAGGUGGAGGUGUGGUUUCAAAACAGAAGAGCAAGGACCAAAUUGAAGCAGACUGAAGUGGAUUGUGAAUAUUUGAAGAGGUGCUGUGAGAAUCUAACUGAAGAGAAUAGGAGGCUUCAAAAGGAAGUGCAAGAGCUCAGGGCAUUGAAGUUAUCCCCACAGCUUUACAUGCAAAUGAACCCUCCCACCACUCUCACAAUGUGCCCUUCAUGUGAGCGUGUUGCUGUCUCAUCCGCAUCCUCUUCCUCAUCGGCCACCAUGCCCUCUGCCCUGCCUCCAGCUAAUCUCAACCCGGUGGGCCCUACCAUCCAGCGGCCAAUGCCCGUCAACCCUUGGGCAGCAAUGUUGAAUCAGCACCGUGGCCGGCCAUAAUCAAACCCUCCAGGCCGUAGGUAAUAGGGUAAAGUUCAGGAUGGAAGCUAGGACAUUUUAGUUGUGCUAGACAGAAAUGAAUCAAAGAAAUAGGAAUCUUAUGUGUUGGUUAACUUUACUAGGACUUUGAGAGCUCAUGGUUUGGGAAAUUCUAUUUGCAUCCUUUUUUUUUUCAUUGCACCUUCCAUUCUCUUUUACAUUGCAGAAAUUAGUUUUCGGAAUCUACAAUGCAAUUAUAGAAAUUAAUUUUUGAAAUGUAAAAGAAAAGGUAGAGAUUUUGAAGAGUUAAAAAAAAAGGAUGCAACUAGAAUCAUCCUCAUGCUUUUGGUUAACUCUUUUUGUCUAGGCUUAUUUUACUUUGAGCAUAGAUAGAACAUGUUUUUAGUCAACUUUAGGAUGUGUAAAGUUUGGACAUGUUAAAGUAGUUAGUGUUUUCAUCUGCUGAACAGUGUUUUGUUAUUUGUUAACCUUGGAAAGUUGGAAAAGGGAAUUGGAAUCUGUAUUUUAUUUUAUAUUUUAUUUGCUUCUUUUCAUUGGACUUGUGAUGCCA
Molecule: messenger RNA, 1805 nt
Organism: Glycine soja
Lineage: Eukaryota; Viridiplantae; Streptophyta; Magnoliopsida; Fabales; Fabaceae
Product: homeobox-leucine zipper protein HAT3-like
Exons: 5
Coding region: 299-1255 (318 amino acids)
Biological process (GO): regulation of DNA-templated transcription
Cellular component (GO): nucleus
Molecular function (GO): DNA-binding transcription factor activity, RNA polymerase II-specific; sequence-specific DNA binding
Source: RefSeq, a predicted model, not a curated record